Molecule: messenger RNA, 3348 nt
Organism: Puccinia triticina
Lineage: Eukaryota; Fungi; Basidiomycota; Pucciniomycetes; Pucciniales; Pucciniaceae
Exons: 16
Coding region: 1-3348 (1115 amino acids)
Biological process (GO): protein deubiquitination; regulation of protein stability
Cellular component (GO): cytosol; nucleus
Molecular function (GO): cysteine-type endopeptidase activity; cysteine-type deubiquitinase activity; protein binding
Source: RefSeq, a predicted model, not a curated record
AUGGAUCCCCUCGAAGGUCCCUCAAAUAUCAUUCCUGACUCAUUGGCUUCACCCCCUCUGGAACUUGAGACUGUCUCGGUUGAUGAUCCCGAAGCCUUUGCAGCCAAGCACCUGUCUGAUCUUGGAAUUCCAGUAGACGAUUUCAAAAAACACAGCUGGAGAAUACCGAACUAUCGUAAACUACCGAAGCGUGUGACGAGUGACACGUUUACUGCCGGUGGUCAUGAAUGGAACAUUCUUCUUUUUCCCCAGGGAAACUCGAAUGGACAGGCAAACGACAUGGUUUCGAUUUACUUGAAUUACGGAGAUCCUAAAAAGCAACCCGAAGGCUGGCAUGUUUGUGCCCAGUUUGCGCUGGCGAUUUCUAACCCGCACGACGGAACUUGUUAUAUUCAGUCUCAGGCACAACAUCGAUUUACAAACGAUGAACAGGAUUGGGGAUUCACUCGAUUUGUUGAACUGCGGAAGCUUUUCAGUCCAGCCGAUUCACGCGUCAAGCCUAUCAUAGAAAAUGAUGAGACAAUCAUUACGGCGUAUGUGCGCGUUCUGAAGGACGAAACAGGUGUACUGUGGCACAACUUUGUCAACUAUGACUCGAAAAAAGAAACAGGUUAUGUUGGAUUGAAAAAUCAGGGAGCCACGUGCUACAUGAACUCUCUAUUGCAGUCUCUUUUCCUUACAAAUUACUUCCGCAAAGCUGUUUACCAGAUUCCAACUGAGCACGAUGGCCCCGAUUCGGUACCCUUGGCUCUCCAACGCGUCUUUUAUCAACUGCAAACCUCGGAUCAGUCUGUUGGGACAACCGAAUUGACAAAAUCUUUCGGAUGGAAGUCCUUGGAUGCUUUUCUGCAGCAUGACGUCCAGGAAUUUUCACGAGUGCUCCAGGAUAAAUUAGAGAGCAAAAUGAAAGGCACCCCUGCGGACGGUGCAAUCCAAUAUCUUUUUGCUGGAAAGUAUAAAACAUACCUGAAGUGUAUUAACGUCGACUAUGAGAGUAGCCGAGAAGAAACGUUCCUUGACGUUCAACUGGAUAUCAAAGACCUUCAGGGACGGCCGUUCAAAACGCUACAAGAAUCUUUUGAAGCUUACGUCACGCCUGAGACGAUGGAUGGUGAUAACAAAUACCACGCUGGCGACGACCACGGUCUGCAAGAUGCAAGAAAAGGAACCAUCUUCAUGGAGUUCCCCCCUGUGCUGCAUCUUCAUCUCAAACGGUUCGAGUAUGAUUUCCAGAGAGAUAUGCAGGUCAAGAUCAAUGACCGACACGAAUUCCCAUUUGAACUUGAUCUCGCGCCUUACUUGGAUGAAUCGGCCGACAAAACAGCCAACUGGAACUACCGGCUGCACGGCGUUUUAGUCCAUUCAGGAGAUGUCCAUGGGGGACAUUAUUUUGUCUUAAUCAAACCACACCCUGAGUCAAAAUGGUAUAAAUUUGAUGACGACCGGGUGACCCCUGUCACAGACCGAGAAGUUUCAGAGGAUAACUUCGGAGGCGAGCUUAUUAUUAAUGGUGCUGUCGUCAAUGGAGGAGGUAAGGGACUGGGAGGUAAAGGUGGCAUGAAGCGCUUCACCAAUGCCUACAUGUUGGUGUAUGUCAGAGAAUCCGCGGCGGCAGACAUCCUCGCUCCCAUUACCCAGGCCGACACUCCUACUCACCUCAAAUCUCGUCUGGAAAGGGAACAGAGAGAGCAUGAUAAGAAAAAACGGGAGAAGGAAGAGAUGCACCUUUACCUUACCACCAAGAUCAUUACAGACGAUACUUUCCGAUUACAUCAAGGCUUUGAUCUGGCGCUGUUUGAUGAUAGGACGAUGCCUCCCUCCGACCUUCCGACGUUUAGGGUAGCCAAACAGCAGCCUUUCCUGGAUUUCAAAUCCAAGCUUGCUCAGGAUCUUGGUUACCAACCUAACCAAAUCCGUCUGUGGGUAUUGGUCAACCGCCAAAACAAGACAGUCAGGCCAGACACUGUUGUACCAGAACACGAUCCCACCCUAACGAUGGAGGUCGUUCGUGACAAGAUGGCCUCAAAAGCUCAAGACCUGAAGCUUUAUCUUGAAGUUCUCGAUCCCGCGCACGAAGCACAGCCUGUUGAAUCCAAGGAAGGGCAGCUGAUGAUUUUUGUCAAGUAUUUCGAUGUUUCAGAUCAGUCAUUAGCUGGCAUUGGCCACUUUUAUGUUCAUCGUAAUCAAAAAGUAGGAGACGUCAUCCCUCUCAUAAACGCUCGCAUGAACUUUCCAGAAAAUACGCCCCUAAAGCUUUACGAGGAAAUCAAACCUGGAAUGAUUGAUCCGAUGAAGCCCAAAGCAACUUUCCUACAGAGUGAAAUACAGGAUGGGGACAUUAUCUGUUUUCAGAUCGAACUGUCCGACAAAGAACUUGUCGAACUGGAGAAGCAACGACUCUAUCUUGAUCCGGUGGCGUUCUACGACUUCUUCACUAAUCGGGUUCUGGUUCAAUUCAAACCUCGCUACGAUGACAUGGCUACGACGAUGGAGUUUGAUCUGCUUCUGAGCAAGAAGUUUACAUAUGAUCAGAUGGCCAGUCGAGUUGGAGAACGAUUGCAGCAUGAGCCAAUGAAGCUCCGAUUCACCAACAGUCAUCAAGGCAACCCCAAGAAUGUCAUCCGUCGUGCAGCCGCCCAGGGCACUGUGGCCGAUAUGAUCCAGUCGUCGUAUAACAAUGCACCCAGCAACGUUUUAUUUUACGAACUAUUGGACAUGAGUAUCGUUGAGAUUGAGACGAAGCGGAACGUAAAAGUAACAUGGACCGGUGCCCACAAUCGAGAAGAAGGACAGCACUCGUUCUUGAUGACAAAGACUUCUUCGAUGCACGAUGUAGCCGAUAAACUUUCAACACUAGUCACGUUCUCAGAAAACUCUACCCGAAAGAUUAAGCUGUUCACUAUUAAUGACGGUCGGAUUCAAAAACAGUUCGCAGGAGGUGAAAUCUUGAGAGACGUGACCGACGUUGAGGAUAUCUACGCUGAGGAAGUUCAUCAAGAUGAACAGACGCAUUGUGACGAAAAGGAGGGUAAAAUCAUUGAUGUUUAUCAUUUCCAAAAGGAACUGACAAGGAAUCACGGGAUUCCAUUCAAAUUUCUAAUUAAACCAGGGGAAGUCUUUACGGAGACCAAGGAGCGACUGAGACUUCGGUUAGGUCUAUCUGAAAAAGAAAUCAGCAAAAUGAAGUUCUCGAUCGCCCAGUUCAACACGUACACCAAACCAUCUUACAUCCUUGAUACUGAUGUGAUCUUUGAUCAUAAAUGGAUGAAAGGAGAUUUAUUAGGGAUCGAUCAUUUGGAUAAGUCGAGGAAAACUACUGGUAUAGAGAAAGCUGUUUACAUCAAAUAG